AGUGCCAGUCCACCACACACAAGCGAGUUCAAGUUCUAAAGCCGGCUACUGUGAUGAAACUUCCCGAUGCUUCUUCUAUCUACACCACCAUUCCACUGUGAUGUUGCGUUAAAGCAUCAAACACGUCUUCAGCGCCAGAACCGUCCCCGUUCGAUGUCUUAAAGUUUCGCUCCCCAAAAAAAAACUCAAACCAGAGAAGAAAUAGUCCUGACGGGAAACGCACAGGUUGUGUACGUGAAUCUGGUUGGACGGCGUCUCAAACGGUGCGUGGCAAGUGUGUGUGUGUGUGUGUGUCGUUUGUUUUCGUUUGUCGCCAUCUUCUCCCCCGGCCCGUCCUGUCCUGGUGCAUUAUCGGCCAGAGCUGUGGUGGAGUGUUUUGGUUGCGUGCAGUUGCACCGAGGGGCCCACCGAGGGUUCCCCCUGGCCUGGCCGGCGGGCUACCUGUGCGAUGUGCAUUGCGUUGCGUUGUGUUUGUUCCGUUGGUUCGUUGAAUGUACCAAACACGGCGCGGCACACAUAUCGGCGUUACCUGUUUUAAAGGGCAUCUCAUAAAAGCAACAACAACAAAAUAAGGCGUUAAAAGAAAGCCAAGUGUGUGAAGCCAAGUGCAAAAAGGAGGAGCAUUUGUGUAGUUUAUGUAAUUGUAGCUCCUCAGAGUGUUGAUUAUUGUCCUCAGUGUUAACAAGUGUGAGCUGUGUUUUGUGUAUUUUGAAAUUAAAUCCUGAUCGUAAGCACUCCAACAAGAUUCGUCGUACGACGGCAAAAAGGAGGUGCGUUAUUCACACAAUUACAACAAUUUCAAAAUCAGAGGUGUCAAUCCGGCAGAUCAUAGCUUAAUGUUGAUCCAGCGGAAAAAGGUACUCAUUGCGCCGUCCGUCGCACCCAAGUCGCACUGUGCGAGCGAUCCAUGAUCCACGCCCGUCCGGACAUGAGAACCCUCGCCGGUGUAACGUAGUGUGUUUUGUGUGUUGUGUGUAGGGCACGCAGCCGAUAGGGUAGCGUAUGUGUGUGUUUGUGUGUGUGUAGUGUAAGCGAACGCGGCGUGUUCCGGCGUCCCCGGAAGUGAACGCAAACGAGACGAACGACGUGACACUUCCGUUCACCCGGCUCAUGUCGAACCGGCGCAUCGUCUGUUUGCAGGUGUAUCAUCGCGGUGGUCGGUGGUACGGCCAGCGGUGAAGGAGCGCAAACGGAAAACAAAACACGACGACGCGGUACCCCAUUGAACCGAUAUCGGGGAACGGAAGUCCGGGACUGACUCGGGCCCAGGACGUCUCAAAAAGCCAUCAUCGUUAACGCGGGCGGCGUGUGUAGCUGGUGGCCGUCGAAAGGGACGCCUUCCUGCCUCGGAAGGCAGCAAACGGUGGAGGUGCCCCCGAUACCAGCGGGCACCCGGCGGUCGGUGGUGCGAUGGAGCUGAAGGUAUGGGUCGAAGGAAUCCAACGUAUCGUGUGCGGCGUCACGGAAGUCACCACGUGUCAGGAUGUUGUGUUUGCGUUGGCACACGCCACCGGCAAAACGGGACGCUUUACGCUCAUCGAACGGUGGCGCAAUAACGAGCGUCUACUGGCACCGCACGAGAACCCGCUCAAGAUCCUGAUGAAAUGGGGCGAAUACUCGAGUGACGUGCAAUUUAUCUUGCAACGAUCAGAUCAACAGCAGCAGCAGCAGCAGCAGAAAAAGGAUGCCCAGCAGCAACCGCAGCAACAACAGCAACAACAGCAACAACAGCAGCAGCAUCAAACGGCACCAUCGACGCAGACUGCACAGUCCCAGCAGCAGCUGCUCCGCCAGCAGCAGAAGCUAAACCAACUCAACAACAAUCAUAUCGGUGUGAACGGUGGGAUAACGAAUGGCAAGCACGGCGGCCUAACGUCUCCCACAAGCCCCAACGGUAACGGCCAUGCCAAUCCUAUCAUCCCGAAUGGCGUACACAGCACGCAUAACCAUAUCAACAAUAACAACAACGGUGGCUCGAUUGGCGGCGGGCAGCACUACUCACAACACCAUCCGAGCAAUGGUGACGAGCAGCAGUCGUUGCUGCUGCAUCAAGCACAUCAGCAGCAGCAGCAGCACGCGAAGAGCAAACUUCAUCAAAACAAUCUAAAAAAUAGCGCCAACAACCAGCUCCACCACCAACAACUCAUCCAUCAGCAACAGCAGCAGCAGCAGCACCAACAACAUCACCAUCAGCACCAGCUAUCCUCAUCGUCUACUUCAUCCGCCGACCACCAGUACCGAGCGCACCAACAUCAGCAACAAUCGAACGGCGGCGUCGGUGCGUUAAUUCGAACCGGAAAUGAUCCUUCCAACAACAGAUCGGCGGGCGGGCCCGGCCCGCUGGAGUCGCCGGUGGCCGUAAAGCAAUCGGAAUUGAACAUCUCAAGCAGCAGCAGCAGCGCGGUGGUGGGCGGUGGACCGCUCGAGCGAGGCAAAGAAACGAGAAAAAGUCUCAAUUCGUCCGGAUCAAGCGGAAAGACGGACCACCAUCACAACCACCAACAGCAACAGCAGCAGCAGCAGCAGCACCAUCAUCACUCACAGCAGCAGCAGCUGCACCAUCAGCAGCAAUCUCAGAAGCUUCAGUCGCAGACGACGGCAAACCAGCAAAAUGGAAACGUCGUUGGUGUCGUGCGAGGCAUGAUGCAACACCAGCAAAAGUACAGCCAUGUUCAGCGGCAUUCGCCCAACAGUAGCAGCAGCAGUAGUACCACCACCACCGCGAAGGCGGGUGUCUCCAGCACCACGGCAGCAGCGGCGGCGGCGUCGACGAGUGACCACAGCACAAGCAGUAGCAGUAGUGUGAGCAGUACCGCCAGCUCCAGCUCGACCGCCUCCUCGAACAAUACCAGCACGAGUAGUGGGAUUGGUGGAAGCGGUGGCAGCAGCGGCACGAGCAGUGGCCACCAUCAGCCGGUAGAGGCGACGUACGCCAGCGUGAUCAAGAAGCCGAAAUCGCACCCAACGGCAACGUCCGCCGGCAGUGGAAACAACAAUAAUGUGGUCGGUGAAUUUAACGCCGCCGAUUUGCGCAGCUCGCUCGACCGCAAGGUGAAUGGGUUGGUGUUUAGCAACGGGUUGAACGAGCGCGUCACGCAACCACCACCGUCGUCGUCCUCCUCUACGUCACCAGCGAUGCCGGUGGGAACGGGUGUAGCAGGACCACAGCAACAGCAGCAGCCUUCGGGCUCCUCCUCCAGCAUGAUUGUCGGCGCCACACUGAAGCCGGACCAUCAGCAGCAACAUCACGGGACGCUGGGACGCCACUACCACCAUACGCAGCUGCAGAAUCUACUGUGCGCAGACAAUCAACAUCAACAACAACAUCAGCAGCAGCAGCUGGACACGAGCAGCGUGAGCAGCAUCAGCGGCUCGAGUAUUGGCGGUGGCGGUAACAGCUCCAACAGCAAUCAUCCGUCGCUGCUGACGGGCUCCACGACCAACUCACCGAUAACGGGCAUCUCGUCGAAUGGGGCGCUAGUGCCACCGCCUUACCGGGAUCCACCGCCGCCACGGAACAGCCCCCUGUCCCACACGCUUACCAGUCUGAGCAGUACCGGGAGUGGCACCUCUGGCAGUGGCAGUCGACGGCACGAGAAGGACACGGGAGCGGGUAACCAUCUCUCCGCCAGUGGCGGUGGUGGCUCAUCGUCCGCCUCCUCUACCGUGUCGUCGCUCGUGGUGGUUGGCCCCAAUGGAGGGUCGGAGGAGAUCCUGGUCGGCGACAGUUUACCGCACGCGUCCGGCUACCGGGAACUGAUGCAGCUUAUCAAGUUGCAGCGCGAGAAAAUCAAUACCCAGCAGGCAGAUCUGUCGAAGUACGACAGCGAGAUCGUCUACCUGGAGAGCCGCAGCCGGGAGCAAACGGACCAGCUGGACGCGAUCGCGCAGGAGAUCAGCAAGACGGAGGCCCAGUUCCGGCAGACGGGCGACCAGCUGCAGGCGUACCAGUACGUGGAGGAGGAGAGCGAGCUGGUCCGGCAGCAGGAGAAGACGCUCAAGUCGGAGAUAACGCUGCUGCGCUCGAAGCUGGCCAACUGCGAGACGGAGCUGCUGCAGUGCAAGAACAAGAUCCGGCUGCUGAUGGACGAGAUACUGGUGGAGCAGCGCAAGUAUAGCCGACAGUACGAUCCGAACCGACAACAGCUGUUGGAGCGGGCUCUAAUGUGUGAAGUUGACAGGCUGCAGGUGGAGAUCGACCUGGCGGUGCAGAGCGCGGACCAGGCGAACAAGGCGCACGACAAGCUGAAGGGCGAGGUGACGCUGCUCGAGGGCGCGAUCGCGGACAAGAAGAAGCAGGUCGAGAAGCUGGUGCACGAGAUGAAGGAGGUGAACCUGCAGAGCCUGGCGGUGGUCCCACCGGCGGACGAGGUGCGCCAUCUACUGGAAGUUGGCUCCGUGAAACCUGGCAGCACCCGGCGCAUGAUCGGAUCGCCCAGGCAGCUGGAAAAUGCAGUCCCGACGAGUAAAAAUCCCCACGGCGUUUGGGUCUAGAGGGAGGCGCAGUUCCAGGGUUGCAAAAAAGGUGGACGACUCCCCCCGGGGGAUGACGAGCGAACGAUUCGUGUAAAAUCAAAAUAUGAUGGUAACCAUUCUCAAAUGUGAUAAUUGUCGGUAAGCGAAACAGGAGGUAAAGCAUCAACAGAAGCGGCAAAAUAAGGAGCUCUAGGGAACUCGAGUUAGGAAUUGCAAAACGAAGACGAAAGCAGAUGCUGAAUGAAAAGCGAAUUUUGGGAGAAAAAGCACACAGACACACGCAAACAGAAAUAGAUUGCGCACUUCACCCUCUAGAGGAACUUUACGGUUGCAUACAGCUCAUUCCAUCAUUUUUGGGGGUAUUUUUGGGGCAAAAGGUAGUAGAUCAGGAAUUGCGUCGUUAGCGACAAUUGGGGAAGGAAUGGCGGAAAUGAGAGUAAACGUUUUAGGGUCCAAAAUAUGUCCACUUUGACAUUGCGUGGCAAAGGAAUGCGCCGUCCCAGCUGGAGCAGGAUGAUAGCUAAGUAAAGCAGCGGAAAGAAGUGUAAUGUUUGUUUGUGUGCGUGUGUGUGUGUGUGUAUGUAAUACAGAUUGUUACACAUAGGCUUUAAGGUUUAUUUCCACACACACGAAAUGCGGGCUAGAGUGUAUUAAUUUGUUAUAAAAAGAUUAAAAACCACUGAAGGAGUUUGGAAAACAAACGAAACUCCUCGAACGUUCUUAUCAAAUCACACACAUUGGUCCUUCUUCUUACCGAGUGUGGAUGCCAUUUUAGCCCUUUAAUCUAUACCACUCGAUGUAAUGUAUGUGUGCUUUUGUUUGUAAACUGUUCAUUCUCUCAACGUGAAAAAAACACAAAAACAGAAAGGCUUUAAAACCACACCGUCUCUUGCCCUGUUCCGAGUAGGGUUACGUACGCAAUAGUAGCCGUGUAGUUUCGUUUUAUAUUUAUUUGUUUGUGCCUACAAAUGUGUAAGCACUCGCUACACUUUUAACUUUCUCUUGCCUCGGGGACGUAUUUAAGUAAUGUAUUUUUUAAAAAAAGAAGCCCCAUGUGUUUUCUGUGCAGAAUGUGCUUGCCCGAAUGUGUGUGUAUGUGUGUCCAUUGUGCUUUAUUGCCAUUGCCAAGCCAUUGCAAAACACACGUUGUUGCCCUUCUGGAAAAGCAACCGUACGGUGUGGCGAAACGAACCGAAGCAGCUCAUGUAAGAUAAAAGAGCUUUUAAUGCACGUCGAAAGCUCCCGUACGCUUAAUCCUUUCCUGCUGCUGCUGCAGUGUGGAAUGUGUGUGCAUAUUGGAUUUCCCACAGGCGUGCAGAGAUGCAUACUCGUUUGAUUUAAAUAAAAUCCACACAACGAGCACGUGAGGUUUGGCCUUCAAAA
This is a messenger RNA of Anopheles arabiensis, 5859 nucleotides long. RefSeq names its product myb-like protein AA (gene RASSF8). Gene Ontology annotation, biological process: signal transduction. The record is from RefSeq and is a predicted model, not a curated record. Lineage: Eukaryota; Metazoa; Arthropoda; Insecta; Diptera; Culicidae. The transcript is spliced from 7 exons. The coding region runs from base 1411 to 4494 and encodes 1027 amino acids.